GUCAGGAGCCAUAACUAAUAAGGAUAGAUUAACAAGUUACUGUAGUGUAAGAAGAGCAGAGCAAAGAAUAUAAUACCUAAUCUUUGGGAGUAUUUACCCAGGGGAUCAAUAAUAUUCUAGUGGCCUCAACAAGAACAGGAAGCCUGUGGCUUGUCAAAGGUUCCCCCCCCCCCACCAUUUGUCCUGAUGAUUUUUUCUACCUCUAUUUUAAAACCACAGUUUUGUGAUUUACGGCUGCUUCGGGUAGGCGGUUCCAUGGAUUUACUGUAUAACCUUGUCAGUCCUACAUUGUACCUUGUUGAGCUUGAAAACCAUUGUUCCUUGUUUGUGUUACAUCUGACAUUGUGAAAAAAUUGUCCGGAUCAGCAUUCUCCAAUUUAAGGAUAAAUAAUUAAUAUAAUUAUUAAUUAUGUGUUCGCUAUUACAUAUAUAAGUUUCGAUAAGAUCCACUCUGUCAUGUCAGCUGAAAUUCAAAAUCCAGUUUGAUAAAAUCAUCAGGACAAAUGGGGAGGCCUCUCACGUCCUAUCCUCGUCGAGGCCACUAGAGAGAGAAAAAGAGAGGACGGCCCACAGGUAAAUUCAGGUAAAAAUAUAAAAUACAGCUCAUUGGAGAAGUUUGAACACCGCGCGCCCGUACUGCGAGCCUAACAAAGGAGCAUUGCACUGCGACCCUUGUGUGUUAGGCUCUCGUAUAUCAACACAAGAUGUGUUCCAGCACAUCAUAUUAACACAGGCAUAGAUAUUUAGCAUCUUGGAGCCGUGUCAACUCGAGGAGAGAGCUGUGAAGGAGAAUAUUAACCAUUGUUGUGGUGGAGGAGACGUCGCUCUCAUGUCUGCCUCACACAGUGUUGCCGGGGCCGCCUCAACACAUAUUUAACUCUAAUUACCUUAACCUAGGACCUCUUGACGGGAAUAUUUGCGCGCUCUGCUGUAAAACCUGACGAACGGUCACUCUCUGUGAGGAGACACUGAUAGAUUACUUUGGGAAGCACGGGGAGGAAAGCAGUCAGUAGGAAACGAGGCUCGAGUAAGUUGUUGCAAUAGGAGACUGUAGUGUAUUCUUGCAACAUCUCUCAUCACAGCAAGUUUACCUUUCAACUCAUCAUCUAGAAGAGAGUGUGAUGCAUAUCUUGGACCUCGCUGACAGAUCAAACCAUUUGGAGUAUUUUCCAAGGCAUAUGUUAGUGAUCAGCCAAGGGUUUGAAAGAACAGUAUUACCGCCGUUACCAUUAUUAGUGUGUAAAUGAAUAUUUAAUGAGUGAUAUUUGGCUCGGUGUUAAUCUUGGUGUUUUCUCAUACAUGGGCAACCUUUCCUAGUGACAAAUUCCUUUACAGUACAAAGAAAAAAUUAAGUGCACAAUAUAAAAAGUGUGUUUUUAAAAAUAACAAGGGAGGAACGAUGGCAGACCAUGAGAAGGAUGUCCCACUGCCUCCGUCGCCAGGAAUGGAAGAGAAGCUGGAGAGUCCACAAAAGGAACCUCUCAGGGAAAACUUCGUCAUAUUAAAGAAUAUGUUGAUUAGUCCGGAUGAUACUGUGUUCGAUCAACUACGAUCACAUCUUCAAGAAAAAAUUUGUGAUGGAAAUGGAGAGACACUGUUUGAGGUGGGAGUUGGUGCAGAUGAUUCUGUGUGUGGGUUGCUAGAAGAAGAAUAUGCAGCAUCUGUGGCCACACUGAAGUCACUUGCUGACACCCUUGAAGCUGACUGUAUUUUGCUAAGGGAGAAGAAGUCCAAGACUGGCACUCAGGGCCAGUUUCUUGUGAGAAAAAAGGCAGAUGCUGAAGAUUUUAUGGAAGUUAGAGUGGCAGUUGUUGGAAAUGUGGAUGCUGGGAAGUCUACCCUGCUUGGGGUCUUGACACACGGUGAACUCGAUAAUGGCCGAGGCACUGCACGCAUGAAGCUAUUUCGCCACAAGCAUGAAAUGGAAACUGGGAGAACUUCUUCUGUUGGAAAUGAUAUUCUUGGUUUUGAUAGCCAAGGAAAAGUAGUGAACAAACCUGACCAUGGCCACCUUGACUGGGUGAAGAUAUGCGAGGCUUCCAGCAAGGUGAUCACCUUUAUCGACUUGGCAGGCCAUGAACGGUACCUCAAAACAACGGUGUUCGGUAUGACUGGUCACCUCCCAGACUUCACAAUGCUUAUGGUUGGUGCCAAUGCUGGAGUUGUUGGUAUGACCAAGGAACAUUUGGGUCUGGCUUUGGCUCUCAACGUUCCUGUGUUUGUCAUAGUCACCAAGAUAGACAUGUGCCCGCCAAAUGUUCUCCAAGACACCCUUAAACUCCUUCAUAAAAUUCUGAAGAGUGCUGGGUGCAGAAAAGUUCCACUUCUGGUUAGGAAUGCUGAAGAUGUGGUUGUUUCUGCUACAAAUUUUGUUUCAGAAAGGUUAUGUCCUAUCUUCCAAGUGUCUAAUGUGUCUGGCGAUAACCUGGAUCUUUUGACUAUGUUCUUGAACCUUUUGUCAUCGAGGACACCACAGAAUGACAAUGACCCAGCACAGUUUCAGAUUGAUGAUACUUAUCAAGUUCCUGGUGUAGGUGUUGUGGUGUCCGGAACAUGUAUGAAGGGAAUCAUCAGGGUUAAUGACACACUUCUACUAGGUCCAAAUGGUUUGGGUGAUUUUAUUCCAAUGCCCAUCAAGUCGAUUCACCGAAAACGCAUGCCUGUUCGUGAAGUAAGGGGAGGCCAGACAGCCUCAUUUGCAUUAAAAAAGAUAAAGAUUCAUGAUGUGCGCAAAGGCCAAGUGCUAGUAGAUCCAUCAUUAAAUCCUUCUUCUUGUUGGGAAUUUAAGGGAGAGAUAUUGGUAUUGCACCACCCAACAACUAUUAGUACAAAAUACCAAGCAAUGGUUCACGUAGGAUCGGUACGACAAACAGCAUCCAUCAUUGCAAUGGAUAAAGAGUGUCUGAGGACGGGAGACAAGGCCAUUGUUCACUUCAGGUUUAUUAAACAUCCAGAAUAUCUCAAAAAUGGACUUAAAAUGGUUUUCCGUGAAGGUCGCACCAAAGCUGUGGGUCGUGUUUUGGAGGUUAUCCCAAAGAUUGCUUCACUUCAGCACCAGAAGAAUCAUAAAAUUAUGAAGAUGGUAAAGCAGGCUGGAGUUAGUGAUGGAUGUGCAGCACAGAAUCAGGGUGUAGCAGGAGGAAACUUUGGAGGCACUAAGAAGCAACGCAGUAGGCGAGGGGGCAAACACAGGUCGCGUGGUAGCAACAGUACCAUGUCUGGCAGUUCAGGACUCCAAAGCCCUUUGAAACUGGGAGGGGCCAGUUCUGUGCCAGCACCUGUUUCCAGUCCCACUUCUUCAGCAUCAGGCAUUGUCCACAUUGCUGCCUCUGGAACAAGUACAUCCAACGUCCACCCUCGACCAGACAACAUCACAUCACCACCAUUGGUAACAACACAGGUUUCAGUGUAAUCAACUGUAUUACCUUUUCUUUUCUAUUAUUUAAUAAAAUUUUAUGUCACGGUUCGCAGAGCUCAGCUCUGAAUAAGAUCUCACUCAAGCAGGAGUCUUGAUUUGUAAUAUAGAUGCAGUGAUAUUAUCCUUUUUUUCUCCAUUUUUAUAUUACUGGUAUUCUUAUGAAAAUACCGAUGUUAUCUGAAUGUUGUUUUUUUAUGACAUUUUCAAGAUAAAUUACUCAAUCCCUAAAUAUAAUAACUACAGUACUACGCAAGAAUAUUUUGUAUAGUAAAUCCUUUUAUAAUAUGUGGGUUUAACUAAACAUCCAUUUGACGAUAAAAGAAAAAAUAUGUUUCUCUCAAACAUAAUUGUCUUGUAAUAUAUAGCAUAUGCUGGUUUCAUAUGCCAGAAAUAAGACAAAGGCUUUACUAUGCAAUUACUUGAUUUUUCUGUCGCUUGAGUAAAAUAUUUUUUUAUUCAAGUAAACGUUUCUCAAAACUUAUUACCAACACGUAGUCAGUCUUAAAAAAUAAUUAAUGGGUAAUUGGUUGUUAAUGUUUUGAUCCUGCAGCCUAAAACAAAUAUGUAACAUACACUGCUCUCCUAGCUUACUAGUUUGGCACCUUAGGGUCAUGACAGACUCGCCAAGCUUCUGUGACAAUAUCUGGCAUCUAGGAGCACAUGCCAUUUUAUACCAAACUUGUUUUUUGUUUCAACUUGUUGAUAGGAAGCAUGUAAGAAUCAAAGCUUGAUCCACUGCAGAAAUGAACUGCUUUUAAAUAAAAGUCUCUCAAAAAGUUGCAUACAAAAACUCUGCAUACCUCAGCUACUGUUCAUGUUGGGUUCAGGGACUGCUUCACUUUCUGGUAUUUGAUAUAUGGAUUUUUGUUUUGAUUGACCCUCCCUUUCCCCCCUCCCUCCCCCCCUCUCAUGUAGGUGGCCACCUGUGUUCAUGUGGGUUUUUAUCCGUGAAGUUCCUCUGGGGUUGCUGCAGUGUGCAUUGUAUACAUUGUGGUUUAAUUUUCUCUUUUCCAACUUUUCCUCCAUUUUUACAUGCAAAGACCAGUCAUGUCAGCUGCUUGGUGUGAUUAUUUAUUCUCUAGGCUGGCCCUAUAAUACCAUGUUAGGCUUGCCCUUUACAUGGCCAGCCCCAUUACUUGGUGUGCUGGUCUGCAGCUCUGCGAUACAUGCAUGGGUAUAUAGAGGUAGAAAAUCGAUGUGGGCCGAGAUUAUCACAUUAUCACUGAAACCUGGCAUGUCUGUUGUUGCCCUAGGGUAGGAGCUAUUGAGCUGCCACCCAGAAAGGGGCAUUCCAUAACAUUCAGCACAUUAUUUUUUAAGAUUGAUUCUCAAGCAAUGAGGAUUUCUCAAGCAAUGAGGAUUCAUAAUAAAGCGACUCUCUGUAUUGCUUCAUUGUGACCUUCAGUUUAGAAUAUGGCACAUUCGUUUUUGGAUUUAGAAUUUUAAUUUGUGCAACUUGAAUAUAUCAUGUGCAUAGUUUCACAUUACUCCCUACAUGUUAACAUAUGGAUUUCUCCAGCUGAACCUCUAAACAGUGAAUAAGCAAAGAUUGUAUAGGAAGUUAGUGUGUUUGUUUUUAUUUCCAGUGAAUAAGCAGUACAUUAUAAGUAGACUUACCAUAUUUUAAUGUGAAGAAAUAGGUAUCCCCCAGUCAUCAUUGGCACAUCUGGAUCAGAUUACAGAGAAACUGGCAUACAUUAGAAUUUCAUGACCGAUAUAAUCACUAAUAUGCAUUUCGUGCUGUGGGAAAAAAACAGAAAAGAAAAAUUAUAUUUAACUAAGAGCCAUGUAUAAUGGAAAGACACAUUUGACCAUGUAGAGCUAUUGGUGAUUUAAGCUUUUAGUUUCCACAGCAUUGUAUAGUGAUGAUUGAACUGACUUGAUCUACUUGCUUCAAUGUUUCUUUUGUUAAAGAAGUUAUGAGCAUUGUAAUAAUUUCUUUGGUGGAAAUGCUAGUUUAUGUCAGAAUUAAACUGACACCCUCAUGUAUAGAUAGUGAAUAUCAUGUAAAACGGAUAGAUCGCCUCAAUCAACAUGAAAUAUAUACUGUAAUUAGCGUGUUUCAUCAAUACACAUCAGAUAUUUGAAUGCGUGUAUUGUGACACACUGUAUCGGUGGUGAAGAGCUAAUAUCUUGCCCAAGUUAAGAGGACUGCGUUAGAUAACUCGGUGCCUGACAUCUUAAUGCCAACAUGUGUUAUCCUGUUUCAUUAAUAUCUUCUGGUGUUUCAAGUUGGAACUGUAGGGUUACUAAUGGAUAAUAAUAUUGCAAUGGCAAAGAUCAGUAGUGGGCAUGUUGUAGGCACAUGGUUGUCUCCCACAAUAUAAAAAGACCGGCAGUAUUUUUAAGUAACAGUAUGCAAAUAUUGGAUAUCUAAUUUUCUCAAUAAAAUUAAUUUUAGAUUGAAUAUCGAUAUAUUUUUCUUUGUUUUUAAGAAAGUAUACACAUAUGUAAGUAUUUCCAUAUUUUAUUUUUUGGGUGGCUAACAUGGCUCGUUUGAUUAUUGAAGAGCUGAUGAUAGCGAGUGCGAUAAUAGAAGUAUACACAUCACAUAAUGGAUUAUGCUUGAAUAAUAUGAAUUAUAUUUGAUGUCAUUGCUCCCAAUUUGUAUUUUUAGGGCAAGCUACAUACCAAAAACAAAAAAAAACAAAAACAGAGUAUAUUAAGAAAUAGUAUAUUUUCAUUAGGCAUCCGAGAUGUUUUGAAAUGUAUUUUGGGUCCUGGCAAGACAGAAAUAUUGCCCGAAACAUAUUAAAAAUUGGACAUAUUGUACUUCAGAUUUUGUUCAGUAUCUGGAAUUUGAAAUUUGUCUUUUCCAUCUCAAAUGAUAAUUAAUUUAAUGUUUAUUCCUGAUGUCAAAGUUAUAUUACACUGAAGGCCAUUAAGAUAGUAAACUGGUCUAGUCUUUUUAUUGUCUUGUGUUAAAAACAAUACAAAAAAAAAUCAUAAAACACCUUCAUUUAGUGUUUUAUGAGGCAUGUUUAAGAAAGAAAUUUUACUUAAAAAAAAAAAAAAAUUGUAAAAAUAAAAUACAUAUUAUUCAAAUACUGGAAUUUUGACAAAGUAAAGGAUAAGUACUGUAUUAACAUUAGCGAGUGAAAUAUUUGGAAAUGUGGCGAACUGCAGCACAGUGCGAUGUUGUAGGUUCUUCUGCUAUGAUUUAAGUUGUGUAUAGCUCGCAUGUGCUGUGUAAAGUAGGACAGAUGAAAAUGUACAAUUUUAUAGAAAAUGAGCAUAAAUAAAAUUUAGUACAAAGUAAACACACAAAUUCUGUACAUUCUUAUCUGAGAUUGGCAAGUGUCAGUGAAAUUGAAAGAAAAUAUAUUUAGCACAUCUUAAAGCUGAAUUUUAGUAAAAUGAACAUAACUAACCAUGAGUACAAUGUGAAACAGAACUAUUCUAUACUUUAGUCAGAAACCAAGUUGAAAUUUAGUACAACCUGUAACAAGUUUAGUACAACUCUGAUAACGUAAUUUAGUACAAUCAGAAACUGAAUUGAAGUCCAUUUUUCUCUUAAAAUACAUAUGACUAAAACUAAAUUAUUUUUCUUUAUUGUAACUUUGUAAUACCUGUGUAAUAAUGUAUCUUAAAUGAUUGUUGUAAUUUUUAUUGUACUAGACAGAGUAAAACAGUUAUUCAAGCAUACUGUACUUUGUGAGGAAUUGUAGGCCCUUGAUGUGAGUGAGUGUGAGAGUGUGUGUGAGUGAGUGAGUGAGUGUGUGAGUGAGUGAGUGAGCGAGUGAGUGGUAGAUUGAUAAUGUUGGAGUUACUUCUCAUUUUGAGGCUACAAGGUAGAGCUGUGAUUUGACGUUAUGACAUUCACAUAGCUGUGUGCACAUCAAUAAUUUCAACUCCGAUUAUUUGUCCAAAGUGAGUGUAUAACAUUAUAAAGAAAUGGUUUAGGAAUGAAACUUUUUAUCCUGCUUUUGUAUAGGUGUAUGAAGCUUUGUGUCAUGGUACCUUUUUUGUUAAUACUGGUAAACUGUAGACAUUGCAAUGGAAGGUUGUCAAUUGUGAUAAAAUACAUUAGAUAUUUUAAACACUU
Messenger RNA from Procambarus clarkii (red swamp crayfish), 7463 nucleotides. NCBI's taxonomy places the organism in Eukaryota, Metazoa, Arthropoda, Malacostraca, Decapoda, Cambaridae. The record is from RefSeq and is a predicted model, not a curated record.